AUGGCAGCCACCGCUUCAGGCUCUGCCGAUGACAGCAAGCAGAUCAAAUGCGAUGAGGAGCUAUGGUAUUCGGACGGGAACAUCGUCCUUAUAGCACAGAAUCAUGCAUUUCGCGUUUACAAAGGGCAACUAGCCCAGCACUCAGAGGUUUUCAGCGGCCUCUUUUCAAUGCAGCACACAGGCGAGGAGAAUAUGGAAGAUUGUCCUGUCGUACAUCUCCCUGACUCUGCCAACGAAUUGCGUCAUCUCUUACGGUUUAUCUUUUACUACAGGAAAUAUUACAAGGAUGACAUCGUCUUGAAGUUUCCUACUGUCGCGGGGCUUAUCCGCAUAGGGCAUAAGUACCUGGUCCACGAGUCAGUAGCCGAGGGGCUCAGUCGUCUACGAUCCAUAUAUGGUACACAUCUUCCCGACUACAUCGCCUUUCGUCGUCGUCGUGACCGCAAAACGCGUGGCAUGCAGUACCGCCCCAAACAUGCAAUCGGUGUUGUGAAUCUUGCACGCCUAAUCAGUGCGGAUGACAUCCUCCCUACGGCGCUCUACGACUGCUGUCACCUCAGUACACACAUCCUUACGAAUGGAGUGCGGUAUGCCGAUGGCUCAAUCGAGCGAUUGGCACCAAAUGAUUUGGCAAUAUGCUUCGACGGACAAAGGCGGCUCAUGUUCGCAAACUCUUCUGCAUUUUACAAAAUGUUCGAUCUGGAUGCAAACAGGCCUAGAUCAGGCCGGUAUGGAUGCUACACUGUCGGAGAAUGCGGCUCUGCUUUGGACGCGAUUAUCGACGACUGCAUUGAACGCGGACUGCAAUUGCAUCCAAAUGGUCUCGCAAUUUGGUCAUCGAUCAUCAACUUGCGCAAGUCUUCAAUCCAGGAAAGGCUAGAGAGCCUCGGUUCAGCAUUGUGUCCUUCUUGCAGGCGGUUUCUCAAUUAUCAUAAUAAUGAGGCAUGGUACACACUAUCCGAUACUCUUCCCUCGAUAUUCGGACUCACGGUUGAGAAUUGGGAAUCCUCCCACCCAUCGCGACCUCGAGAGGUAGAGAACGUUGAGCGACCGCCAUCAUCUACCUCGGAACUGGCAUCCGAGACCGAUUCAGAGCCACUCUGA
Molecule: messenger RNA, 1104 nt
Organism: Laetiporus sulphureus 93-53
Lineage: Eukaryota; Fungi; Basidiomycota; Agaricomycetes; Polyporales; Laetiporaceae
Exons: 2
Coding region: 1-1104 (367 amino acids)
Molecular function (GO): protein binding
Source: RefSeq, a predicted model, not a curated record